AGGCCAAAACUUCCUCCGGGACCAGAAGUGAGGAGGCUUUAGUGCCCAUCAGAGCGAAGAGCAAAACGAGAAGACAGCACACACACUGACACACACACACACGCAUACACACACUCACACACAUACACACACUCACACACACACACACACACAGUGAGGUGGAACAUCCAAACUCUUGAAAGCUUUUUUUCUGUGUCUUGUCAUCCCGCACGGAUUUACUUUCUCACCACGGAUCCGCAGGCGGAGAGCGUGUUUUGCCCCGUGCCCUUACAUUUCUUUAAACGAGAAAUGGAAGAGAGCUCGAGCUCCCCCGUGUCUCCGGUGGACAGUCUCGGGACCAGCGAGGAGGAGCUGGAGCGCCAGCAGCAGCAGCAGCAGCAGCACAGGCGCUUCGCCCGGAAGAGGAGACCGAGUAAAAAGUCCAGCGAGGAGGACAGCUCUGGAGGAAGCCCCGGCUCUGCUAAACGGAGCAAGAAGGCGAGUCCGAGCCGAGCGCAGUCCUACGAGGAGCUGCAGAAUCAGCGCGUGCUGGCCAACGUGCGCGAGCGCCAGAGGACUCAGUCUCUGAACGAGGCGUUCGCGUCUCUGCGCAAGAUCAUCCCGACCCUGCCCUCCGACAAGCUGAGCAAGAUCCAGACGCUCAAACUGGCUUCCCGCUACAUCGACUUCCUCUAUCAGGUGCUGCAGAGCGACGAGAUGGACAGCAAGAUGUCCAGCUGCAGCUACGUCGCGCACGAGAGACUCAGUUACGCCUUCUCAGUGUGGCGGAUGGAGGGCGCGUGGUCCAUGUCCGCCUCGCACUAGCGACGGCCAACAGCGCGAGACACCACUGCCACACGGACUGUUUACUUCCACUAUUUCUGAAGACACCAAAGGAUUUAUUGAAGAACCCGUGAAGCUUCAUGCCAUGACCAAAGACACAAUCUGAGCUCCAUAAUAUGGACUGAAAGUGCUGAUGAAGCCCAGAGUCAGGGAAAGCUCCACUUCACCUCCACAGAGAGAGAGAGAGAAAAGCAGAGCAUAUCUGAUACUUAUUCAUUUCCACAAUUUAGACCUAAACGUCCUUAUGGUGAUAGUAAAGGAAAGCCAUCUUCUAUCUUUAAUGAAACUAUAUUUCCCCUUGAAAUAGAAGAGUUUAUAUAUAUAUAUAUAUAUAUAGAUGUAUAUGAUUUUUUUUGGUAAAGUAUUGUACAUAAUGCUACCUGUGAGUUUGGUCAGUUUUUAAGGGGACCAGUACGAUUUAGAGUAAUAGUUUCCUGCAUGGAUUACUGCCUUUUUUACAUUUAAAACAAAGAAACAAAAAAAUCUUUUGUUCUAUGCAAGAAUUUCAAUUUCCGUCCAUUAAAUUGUGCUUAUUUAUUAAAACAUAUUUUUUGAACAAGUA
Pangasianodon hypophthalmus (striped catfish) is the source of this 1384-nucleotide messenger RNA. RefSeq names its product twist2 (gene twist2). Lineage: Eukaryota; Metazoa; Chordata; Actinopteri; Siluriformes; Pangasiidae. Gene Ontology annotation, molecular function: DNA-binding transcription factor activity, RNA polymerase II-specific; RNA polymerase II transcription regulatory region sequence-specific DNA binding; protein dimerization activity. The transcript has 2 exons. The record is from RefSeq and is a predicted model, not a curated record. Bases 289 to 804 code for a protein of 171 amino acids. Gene Ontology annotation, biological process: developmental process; regulation of transcription by RNA polymerase II.